Molecule: messenger RNA, 1094 nt
Organism: Populus trichocarpa (black cottonwood)
Lineage: Eukaryota; Viridiplantae; Streptophyta; Magnoliopsida; Malpighiales; Salicaceae
Product: PLASMODESMATA CALLOSE-BINDING PROTEIN 3
Exons: 3
Coding region: 150-737 (195 amino acids)
Source: RefSeq, a predicted model, not a curated record
AACUACGAAAAGAAAAAGAAACAAAAACCUAAAAGAAAUAAAGAAUCCAGCUCCCUUCUCCUCUUUCUCCAUCUCUCUCUUGCUUUACCAACUAAACCCCGUCACACUCUCUAAACCCCACCACCCUAUAACACUCUCUAGUCUCUUCCAUGGAAAAUCUGCUCCCUAACAAACUAUUCUUCAUCUUCUUCGCCAUUCACGUUCUUGGGGGUGCAAUGUUCUUGGCAGUGGUGGUGGAAGGGAACUGGUGUGUGGCAAGAAGUGAUGCAAGUAACCAAGCCUUGCAAACUGCACUCGACUAUGCAUGCGGUUCUGGUGCCGACUGUACUCCAUUACAGUCUAAUGGACUAUGCUUCUUGCCUAACUCAAUCCAGGCUCAUGCUUCUUAUGCAUUCAAUAGCUACUUUCAAAGGAAAGGAAUGGCUCCUGGCUCCUGUGACUUUUCUGGCACUGCUACUGUUGCAAAAACUGAUCCCAGUUACGGAUCUUGUGUGUAUCCAUCCUCUCUAAGCACUGCCGGAGGGGCUGGCACCACUUCAAGCACCACACCAAAUACUAACCCCAACAUACAAUCACCGACAUUUGGCGAUGGUUCCACCGGACUGAACCCUGGACUAAACCCCGGAACGCCUCCACUGCUGGACAAUUCUGAAUCUUCUCUAGGGUUUGUGGCCACAAGAACCUUACUGCCUCUGUGCCUCUUGCUUGUUCUCUCAUUUACGUUUCGCCCCAUGUAGUCUUUUAAGCCAGAGCUGCAACAUUGCUCUGGUGUGAAAGAAAUUGCGUGCACAGUUUUGUUAGAUGCUUGAGCGCUCAUCCUUGCCACCAAGUAGCUUUAGCACUAAUCAUCUAUUCAUGCUGUUUUUAAUGUGGAGGGGUUGUUAGUAAGCUUUUAAUUGGCUGGUAUACAUGUUUUGUACUCAUUUAGUUGCAAGGAGAUCUGGGUAGCUAGCUACAAAAACCCUUAUGGCUAUUGAAGUCCAACCUUUGCAGGACUACAAAAUCGAUUCAAUUGUUCAAUCUUGAUUUGUAAGUUUAUAAUGUUGUUGGUGGACAAGGAUUUGCGGGAGCAGUUUAUUAUAUGUUUCUGAAAA